This is a messenger RNA of Cololabis saira (Pacific saury), 4275 nucleotides long. Its product is annotated as meiosis inhibitor protein 1. The record is from RefSeq and is a predicted model, not a curated record. NCBI's taxonomy places the organism in Eukaryota, Metazoa, Chordata, Actinopteri, Beloniformes, Belonidae. The transcript has 33 exons. Gene Ontology annotation, biological process: meiosis I.
AUGUCUACAUUGACGAGCGCAGACGUCGUUUUUGACAAGGUGCACUUCCGCCACGACCGUCGGUGGAGCGUGCAGCCGCGGCAGGGCGGGCUGUUCUGCCUGGCCUGCGCCGCUCACAUCAUAGACACGGAGCACAUCGCGGUGAGGAAGGUAAAGAAUAUGUCGGUCAGGAAGUCCUUUGCCUUGUCUAGUAUAAGUGGGAUACUUAAAAGUUCUCCAGGAACCUUGAGAGAGCUGCUACAACAAGACAACAGAGUCUGUUUACGUUUUAUCGCAACAAUAUUAGGGGUAUUUCAAACAAUGGAUGACCCAGUCACUCUGGAAAAGGCUGACCAAGUGCUCGUCCAGCUGCUUUCGGAGCUCCAGAAUGAGCAGUCAGUUCACUUUGUCUUGGAUAACAUUCACAAACAGGUGAGUGACCAGCUCAGUGUGAAGUCCUUCCUGCCUGCACUCAAUUUCUUGGGGAACCUUGUGAAAGCAGUCCCUAAUGUGGCCCACAGCCUUGUGACUCAGUACGUGCCUCUCCUGGACCACCUUUGCUCAUUCUUGCUUUACCCAGCUGAAGCCCUGAAAACGUCAGUAAUGUAUGUGUGGCUCCAGCUGUUGGGAACAGCUGGGGACACUGUAGCCCAGUCCCUGCCCGCAACCACCAGGGACAGAUUGUGUAUCCGUUUGCUGCAGACCUUGGCCAAUGGCAGUGCAGAAAAGCUGAUCAGAAACUGUGCUGGCCUGCUGUGGCAGCUGGUGCAGCUGAGCGAGGCAGUGUCAGUUCUGAUGAGCAGCCAAGGCGCUCAGAUAAUGUGCGAUGAGACCCAGGACAUCCUCACCAACAACAGCCAGAUCCCGACUCAAAACCAAGAGCAACAGCCCACUGAGCACUGUCCUCUGCCUCUCUUGCUGAAAAAGUUGCUGCUGAGUGGUGAUGAAACAUUGAAGGUGACCAGCGUGAAGUGUAUUGCUGCCAUUCUGGUUCACUCCCCCAGUCAGUACAGUGUUUUCUUCAUCAAGGCUGACGUACCUGGGUUUCUGUUUGACCAACUGGCCUCCAGUAGUAAUGAGAUGCUGCUGUUGUCUAUCUACAGUUGUUUAUUGUUGCUAACUGAAGACCAACUCUUCUUCUCCCAGUGUCACUCCAUCUAUGGUAUUGAGUCCUUGCUGCGCAGUAUAAAGGAGGGUUUGCAGCUGACCAAUUCGGAAGUACCAAAACAUGGUUUUCUGCUCCUCACUCAAAUACUGGAAAGACAGCCCCCCAGCCUACCUCUGUUCCCCAGUGGCUCAGGCUUUGUGGCGGUUUCAGAGGCAGUGAUGGCUGGAGUCGCCUCCUCCUGUUGGUUGGUCGCCAUAGAGGCUGUCAGUGCCGCUACCGCUUUGUUCAGACUCAACCAUCAGUCUCGACCGGUCCAAUAUGAGGAGGUAAAGGGACUGGUAAAGGCUAUCAGCUCUAGAUUUUCUGAACUUCGUUUGCCCUUCCCUGGUCCUUUGAGAUACUCUGGAACUUUGAGGAGAUCAGAUACAAACAGCCAGACCUUCGGGUCAAAAAAAUAUUUUCUACAGGCCCUGGUCUGCUUUGAGGCCACCUGCAGGUUGGCUGAGGAGUGUGCGUCAGAGCCCGUCCUGAUGGAGAACCCAUUUACUGCUCCACAUAAACACAACGAUGCUCAACACUCUGUGGAAUCUCUGUGUCAAUGUUUGCUGCGCUGCUGCGACUCUGUCUGGAUACCCGCUGUUCAGAGGAUGUGUGAAUGUGAGCCCAGUGCCAUGAUACUGCAGCCCUUCUACUCCAUCCUUUCCUCCCAGUUUACCCUUCUUCCCUCCCUCAUGCCUGCAUUUGCAAAUAAACUAGCUUCCUCUGGUUUCUUCAGACUGGCUUUAAACCACAAAAGCCUCCUUUGUGCAGGAAGCAGGAACCCAGGUCUGAAUGCUUCGUGCUGCGGUUUUCUGCAGAAGCUCAGUAUGUGUCUGCUUUCCGAGUCAGACCCUCCUUUUGGCAACCGGGAUUGUGAAGAGGUGGAGACUCUUCUGCAAAGCGUCCUCCCAUCUCUGUGUCGCCAUUUGUCAGAAUGGCCUAUUCUAAUGUGUGACUAUCAAGAACCCAGAGCUACACAGUACUGUCUGGUGAUUAUGCUUUACUUGGCUCUGCAGCAAGGAAACAGGCUCCUCCCGGACCAGAAGGUUUUCUCCAGCGUGGUGUGGCUGUUGCACUCAGUGCAGGACCAAUGCAGCUCCACGAUGCCUCACUCUGUUUUCCGCUCUGCCCUCUACUUACUGGCAAUCACACAAGACAAGAGCUCCAACCUCGAUGGGCCUGCAUUGAAGUACAUCAGCAAAGCACUGUCCUCCUGCCAAAGCUUCGCCUCCCUCUACUUCCACCAUCCUGCACUCCUCCACUUCAUCUGUCGCUAUCCGGAGUUGGUGGAAAAAUUUGGUUCCCUGGUUUUGGAACUCUGGCUGACCAAGCAAACGCAGCACACUAAGACAGAGCACAUCAGAGUAAGGAGACAUUUCUCGGAUUGAUUUACACAGGAAGACAAUAGGCAGGAUCAGGAACCAAACACAGAAACCAUGGAGCUAUUGGCUCUUAUGAAGAAGUACCCAGAUGUCAUACUAACCCUGUUGGACAUAGCUUGCACCAGAGAGGCUCCCCUUGCAGAGCGAGUUCUGGGUGUCCUGGAGCUUCAUUUGCAUGACCUAAGAGACCAUAUGACAGACUUGUGUACAAAUCUUAGGUCAGCCCUGCUCCAGGCAUUACAGCGGAUCAGUGUGGAAAGCAUGGGUCAUGGCCUCGGACAGGGACACAGUACAUCAGCAGUCAACUCGCUCCCCCUGGUGCUGAAGCUGCUUUGUGUGACUCAGGCCACCGACCCGCCUUUACAUCCCCUCGACUCUAACAUGGAAGGACUGCACUUCAAGCUCCUGUACCAUGUCAGUAAUAUAGUGGGAAGUCUGAAGCCGAUCAACACAGAGAGCCUACUACCUGCCUUCAACUACCUGCACAGCUGCCUGAGCUUGUCCCCUGCACACAUCACUGACAGAGCUGUCUCCAUGCUGCUCUCCAACAGUGGGCUGAUGGACCAGCUGCAGACAGUCAUCUCCUCCUCCACUACCCCAUCCCCCCCGCCAUCAGCCUGCCCUCCUCCAGCCCUGCUGUGCUGUGGCCACCUACUGCUGUCUUCCCUUGUUACCUUGCAGCACAUUCACUCCUCUCAGGUCAAUAAGAGCAUCAGUUGGAGCCUUGACACAGCUGUGGAUCGGCUCCUUGUUAAGAAAAGAAACACAGACAGCCUCUUGCUGGUCAGCCACCUGAAGUUGCUGCAGGCCCUACUUGAUGUUGACCUGGCCUCGGCAGUAGUUUGCCUCAGCACUGGUCCUGGAUUGGUCGGGCCCCGACCCCUGGGGGUUGAAGGCGAUGCGUUGUACCCGCUUGGCUCCACAGGGGCGCUGUGCCUCACUACUGCUCUCAGCGGGCUUCUAUUGCAGAAACACGAGUUGCUCCUGAGAGCCUCAGUCAACUGCCUGGCCUCCCUGCUGGCUUUCCUGAAGAGGAAAAGUCUCACGACAGCCGAGUAUGUGGUGUGUCAGCCAUGGACUCGAUUCCUACUGCGCUGUCUGCUCAGCUCAGGAGAGAGCUGCCUUCUGCACCCUGCCAUUCUCAGACUCCUCACAAUCCUGUUGCAGUGCAACAGUACGUCUGUGCUGUGGGAGCCUGACCUGCUCCGUGUGAUGGAGACAGUGGAGAGGAAGGGGGUGAAGGAGCUCGGCCCGGAGGCAGCGGUGACCCUCAGCUUCCUUCUGACACAGAUCGAGGCUCAUGUUGCACUAACACCAGACGAGCACAAGCUUAGAGUGAGGAGAAUGGUGGAGGCGCUGGAACCACAGACUUCAGCCCAGACCUGCAACCCCAGUCUCUCCAGCACCAUCCUACAAGUUGGAGACGUGACCAUCUGCAUGUCAGACUUCACCCUGAAGACAGGACGAUGAUAUACUUUGAUAGUCAGAUUCAACAGUUCAUUUUAAUGUUCGUUUAUACUUUGAUGCCUUUAUAUCCCUCUCAUGCAGUUUCUACCACUUUUAAGUUACAGUACAACAGUAAUCUGAUAAAAGUAGCUUAUAUUUACUGAUGUUUUGGAGAAAGUCUUUGCUGAAUGUUGGAUGUGCAUGUUGGGCAAAAAUUAAUUUUUUCAUAAUUGUAUUUAUGUAUUUAUUUACAACAGAUAUUUAAUAUUGUUUGGUUGUGGUUUCUAGCUUGUUGACGAUUUCAGGGGGGAAAUAAAUUGU